AUGGUUAUAUAUAAUUUUACUCUUAUUGCUUCUACCACUACUGUUUCUUCCCUCUUUCUACACAGAAAGAUGGUGCUAGAUCUUCUGGAAUGCUUUCCUCCCCUCCUAUUGCUGCUGGGACUUUGGGGACCAGUGUAUUCACUUUAUGCUUUGCCUAAGAAUCUCACCAAGGCUCAGUGGUUUGAAAUUCAGCAUAUACAACCAAGCCCUCUGCAAUGCAACAAGGCAAUGCAUGGUGUCAAUAAUUAUACUCAGCACUGUAAGCCUCAAAACACCUUUCUGCAUGACUCCUUCCAGAAUGUGGUUGCUGCCUGUGAGUUGCCCAAGAGUGUCUGCAAGAAAGGCCACCAGAGCCCAAAACCUAUUAACCUCACUAACUGCAAUCUCACUGCAGGGAAGUAUCCUAACUGCCACCACAAAGAUGCUGCCCUGUACAAGUUCUUCAUUAUUGCCUGUGACCUCACUCACAAGAGAGACCCUCCCUCUCAUUUGGUUCCUGUUCACUUAGAUAAGGUUGUUUAAAGUUUUUACCAUUUUGCCUCUCACUUAGUACAGGCUCCU
Molecule: messenger RNA, 561 nt
Organism: Myotis brandtii (Brandt's bat)
Lineage: Eukaryota; Metazoa; Chordata; Mammalia; Chiroptera; Vespertilionidae
Product: ribonuclease K3
Biological process (GO): antibacterial humoral response; innate immune response; defense response to Gram-positive bacterium
Molecular function (GO): nucleic acid binding; RNA nuclease activity
Source: RefSeq, a predicted model, not a curated record